CACGAAAGUGGGAGUGAGGGGCACCGCGAGAAUCGGGCCAUCAGUGCUUUCGCGUAUUUGCCAACGCGAGGAGUGAUUCAGGGCGCUCAGUUGAUACUUUUGUCUAGUCAGUAAAAGGGAAGCCACAGAAACCGCCACCAUGGACGCGAUCAAGAAGAAAAUGCAAGCGAUGAAGCUUGAGAAGGACAAUGCGAUGGACAAGGCCGAUACCUGCGAAGGACAGGCUAAGGAUGCCAAUCUCCGUGCCGACAAAGUCAAUGAGGAGGUGCGUGAUCUGCAGAAGAAGCUUGUCCAAGUGGAAAACGAUCUGUCCACAUCAAAGAACCACCUCGAAUCUGCCAAUCAGGAGCUCGAGGAGAAGGAGAAGACACUCACUGCCACAGAAUCCGAAGUGGCUGCUCUCAAUCGCAAAGUCCAGCAAAUUGAGGAAGAUCUCGAGAAGUCUGAGGAGCGUUCCGGCAGUGCCACCCAGAAAUUGCUUGAGGCCACUCAAUCAGCUGACGAAAACAAUCGUAUGUGCAAGGUGUUGGAAAACCGAUCCCAGCAGGAUGAGGAGCGUAUGGAUCAGCUCACCAACCAACUCAAAGAGGCCCGUCUCCUCGCUGAGGAUGCCGACGGAAAGUCCGAUGAGGUGUCCCGCAAGUUGGCCUUCGUUGAAGAUGAACUUGAAGUGGCUGAGGAUCGCGUCAAGUCCGGAGAAUCCAAGAUCAUGGAGUUGGAGGAGGAGUUGAAGGUCGUUGGCAACUCCCUGAAAUCUCUCGAGGUGUCUGAGGAGAAGGCCAACCAGAGAGUUGAGGAGUUCAAGCGUGAGAUGAAGACCCUCACCGUGAAACUAAAGGAAGCCGAAAACCGUGCCGAACAGGCUGAGAAGCAGGUGAAGAGGCUCCAGAAGGAGGUGGACAGACUAGAAGGUGAGUGUCCAGAUGGAUAUUGCUUUCUGGAGAAAUAUCCUGGACUAUGGUGUGCGAUGGGAUGGGACAUAAUGAAAAAAAUGAUAAUAAUGCUAAAACAUAAAAAAAUUACUAUGUUUCUGCUUUUGCUACGCUUCUUACAGACAAUCUCUUCCAUGAAAAAGAAAAAUACAAAGCGAUCUGCGACGAUUUGGACUCAACUUUUGCCGAACUUACAGGAUAUUAGAGAUCACUCUGUCCAAUUUAUUCAUUCAUGCCAAAAUCUUUUUAUCGAGACAUUUCCACACUUUAUCCCUCCUCAAAAGCUCAUUAUCAACACCAAACAACCUACACCCAAAACCCUCAAAUUUACCAAUUUGUGCCCUUUCUGUACAAAUGAUUUUCUCCCAACUGAGGACACUUGCAGAGCAAAAUCUUUGUUGUUAUUUGACCUCCUUCUUGCAGCAAAUUACACUUGAUUAUGCAACCCAAAGUAACUCAACUAUAUUGACCACUUUGAUGAGUCCCUUCCUUGUUGACAUCGAGCCAAACAGCUGCCAUUUAGUUUUCUUACACUGCACAUUUUUUUUAUCAGCAACCAAUUAAGUGACAUGAAAUUUAGCCUUUUUCUCUCUGAUCUCCCAAAACACACUGUCGCUCAACUAUGAUAACAAUUAAAAUUUUUACACCACGUCGCUAACCCGCAUUCUUCUGAAUAAUUUACACCCUUUGUCAUAUCCCCAGAAGGGCCAUUAAACCUCCUGCCCUCAACAUUAA
Messenger RNA from Phlebotomus papatasi, 1667 nucleotides. It is a transcript of the gene Tm2, whose product is annotated as tropomyosin-1. The record is from RefSeq and is a predicted model, not a curated record. NCBI's taxonomy places the organism in Eukaryota, Metazoa, Arthropoda, Insecta, Diptera, Psychodidae. The transcript has 4 exons. Gene Ontology annotation, molecular function: actin filament binding. Bases 140 to 1369 code for a protein of 409 amino acids. Gene Ontology annotation, cellular component: actin filament. Gene Ontology annotation, biological process: actin filament organization; muscle contraction.